This is a messenger RNA of Protopolystoma xenopodis, 303 nucleotides long. The record is from the annotation of a GenBank genome assembly. Lineage: Eukaryota; Metazoa; Platyhelminthes; Monogenea; Polystomatidea; Polystomatidae.
AUGGUCCAAGUAGCCUCGGCCCGCAUCACUGCUCAAGCGCUACCCUCCGGCCUGGCCGACCAUCUCGUCGACGCCCCAUUCGGCGCCGGCCCCGGCUCUGCAAUGGCCUCAGCCUCCGCCUCCUCGCCGGGCCUUUUCUCGCUCUACCUCGGCCUGCCUCUGCUCCUCAUCGGACUCGGCGUUCUGCUGGCCGUCUUCCUCGCCAUCGGCUGGCGUCUGGCCCUCUGUCAAGCCGCCAAACUGCUGCCCCAACCGGCCUGCCGCGAUGACGCCAACACAUCGAACCAGGCUCGUUCCCAUGCC